This is a messenger RNA of Colletotrichum truncatum, 7281 nucleotides long. Its product is annotated as polyketide synthase. The record is from RefSeq and is a predicted model, not a curated record. Lineage: Eukaryota; Fungi; Ascomycota; Sordariomycetes; Glomerellales; Glomerellaceae. Gene Ontology annotation, biological process: secondary metabolite biosynthetic process; fatty acid biosynthetic process. Gene Ontology annotation, molecular function: fatty acid synthase activity; oxidoreductase activity; phosphopantetheine binding.
AUGUCAGUAACACAUCAGUCCAAAGAGCCUCUGGCAAUUGUCGGCCUUGCUUGCCGACUCCCAGGCGGCAACACCAACCCCCACAAACUAUGGGAAUUUCUCAAGAGAGGAGGAAUUGCGUCAAACAAAGUACCAAAAUCCAGGUUCAACUUGGAAGGUCACUGGGAUGGCUCCCAAAAACCACGCACCAUGAGACCUCUUGGUGGUAUGUUCCUCGAAGAUAUCGAUCCGGCUGACUUUGAUGCCUCUUUUUUUGAAAUUUCAAGAACAGAAGCCAUUUCUAUGGACCCAAACCAGCGCCAGAUGCUCGAGGUUGUUUACGAAGGCCUUGAGAAUGCCGGCAUUCCCUUGGAGAGUCUUGACGGAGCAUCAGUUGGCUGCUUCGUCGGAUCUUAUGCAUCAGAUUACGGCGACAUGCAAGCAAGAGAUCCAGAGGAUAGGCCAGCAGCUAUCACUGUUGGAGUUGGCCGCUCAAUCAUGGCCAACAGGUUGAGUCACUUUUUGAAUAUCAAAGGACCUAGCAUGACUAUCGAUACUGCCUGCUCAGGAAGCUUGGUCGGCAUCGAUGUUGCCAGCCGUUAUCUGCAGACACGAGAGAUCAAUGCUGCAAUCAUCGCAACAAGCAACUUAUAUCUCAAUCCAGAGCAUGUUAUGGACAUUGGCGGUGUUGGUCAUGCCCAUUCACCCACAGGUCUUUGCCACACCUUCGAUAUCUCUGCCGACGGAUACGUCAAGGCAGAGGCAGUUAGUGCUGUCAUCAUCAAGAGGCUUUCGGAUGCCAUCAGAGACAGGGAUCCCAUCAGGGCUGUAAUUCUGGGGUCUUCUACCAACAGCGAUGGCAGAACACCAGGCAUUGCCAGCCCUAGCGCCGAAGCCCAAGCAGCGGCCAUUCGAGCUGCUUACGCCAGUGCCGGCAUCACAAACUUUAAUGACACGGCUUAUCUUGAAUGCCACGGCACUGGAACACAAGCUGGUGACCCUACUGAGGUCAAGGGUGCGGCGUCCGUUUUCGCAGCAACUCGUCCCGCUGACAAGCCACUUAUCAUUGGAUCAAUCAAGAGCAACGUCGGCCACGCCGAACCCUCGGCUGGUAUUUCCGGUCUCAUCAAGGCUGUCUUGGCCACUGAGUCUGGAAUAAUUCCUGGCAAUCCCACGUUUGAGACUCCAAGCCCGAAGAUUGACUUCGCCGGCUUGAAGGUGAAGGCCUCUCGCACAGCUUUGCCGUGGCCUGUAGGGGCCCCUCGCAGAGCCAGUAUCAACUCAUUCGGAUACGGAGGUUCAAAUGCUCAUUUGAUCCUGGAACAGCAAAGCAUUCCCGGCGGCCCGCGUCACAUCUCGUCAUUUCUCUCUGAUGAUGACGAUUUCUCUUUGGAUGACGACGACUCAGAAGGCCCGUACACUUUGGUAGUCUCCGCCAAUGAUGGUGCGUCGUUGCGUGCUAAUAUCAAGGCACUCAGCAACCAUCUGAUCAACCCACGUGUGAAGGUUAGCCUUCCCGAUCUUGCAUACACCCUUUCAGAGCGAAGAUCGCAACUCUGGCAUCGGGCCUUCCUCACAACGCGAAGCCUCACGGACUUGGACGAGAAUGCAUUCACUGUCGGGAAGAAGAGUUCGCAGACCCCGCGUAUCGGUUUUGUCUUCACCGGCCAGGGUGCUCAGUGGCCUCAGAUGGGCAAGGACCUUCUCACGUAUUUCCCUUGGACUCGCAGUAUCUUGGAAGAGCUUGAAGCUGUCCUUCAGAGUCUCCCAGAGUCCCCUCAAUGGUCACUCAUCAAUGAGUUGACUGAGUCACGAUCUCCAGAACACCUACGUCAGCCCGAAUUCUCGCAGCCUCUUGUUACUGCUCUCCAGCUUUGCCUUAUAGCGGUGCUAGAAAGCUGGGGAAUUACCCCAGAGAGCGUUGUUGGCCACUCCUCCGGUGAAAUUGCUGCCGCCUAUGCCGCUGGCUUCCUCGAUCGAGCGGGUGCCAUCAAAGCCUCCUUCUAUCGUGGCAGGGCAGCGUUGAAUCGCCAACAGGAAGCUGAGAGAGACGUUGGCAUGCUGGCCGUGGGCGUUGGUGUUGAAGCGCUUUCGCCUUAUUUGGAGAAGUAUGCAGAUGAGGCUUGGAUUGCGUGCUUCAACAGCCCAAGCAGCUUGACAGUAUCUGGCAAGCGAGCUCCUCUCGAGUCCUUGGCCGCAGAAUUAAAGGCAGACGGUCACUUUGCUCGUCUUCUUCAAGUUGAUCUGGCUUACCAUUCGCCUCUUAUGGGAGUCAUUGGCGACGAGUAUGAGAAACUCUUGUCAGCAAACUUCGCCUCGCUGGAAGGAUCAUCCAAAGUAUCCAUGUUCUCCUCUGUUACCGGGAGAAAAAAGGACACCACCGCGGAUGGCGCCUACUGGAAGGCCAACAUGAUCUCACCUGUCAAGUUCAGUGAAGCCGCCAAAGAAAUGCUUUCUGGAGAGAAUAGUCCCAAUUUUGUAAUUGAGAUUGGUCCGUCAGGCGCUCUAGGCGGGCCAGUCUCGCAGAUCUUGAAGUCUCUCCCUAACGGCUCCGAAGUCUCGUCCUUUGCCGCAUGGUCGCGUGGUGCCAAUGCUGGAAAGACCCUUUUCGACCUUGCUGGACGCCUUUUCGUCGCUGGAGGGUCUGUCAGUCUGGCAAAGGUCAACGGCUACGCUCUUGAUGAGCCGGAGGCCGGAAACCUUCCAAACACCAUCAUCGACCUUCCCAACUACGUGUGGAACCACUCGGUUAAGUACUGGCAUGAGAAUGCGGCAAGCAAAGACUGGAGAUUCAAGCAGUAUGUAAACCACGAUCUACUUGGAAGCAAGGUUCUUGGCACUACAUGGAGAUCUCCUACAUGGCGCAAGCUACUGGAUAUCGCCGACGUGCCUUGGUUGAAGGACCAUAAGAUGGGAGACGACAUUCUACUCCCAGGUUCUGGCUUCAUAACUAUGGCCGUGGAAGCACUUUACCAAAAGACUAGAGCCACAGCCCCUGAGGAUGUCAUCAUAAGUGCACCGAAUGACCUGUCAUACAGGUUCAGAAACGUCCGGUUCGACAAAGCACUAGUGUUGGAAGAAGGCGUAGAAGCGGCAAUCACGUUGUCAUUGACCCAGCAGCCGGGAAGCAAGGACUGGCAUGAGUUCCGUGUCUCUACAAAUACGGGAGAUGUUUUCAUCGAACAUUGUACUGGUUUGAUCCGAGUACAAGAUCCUGUUGACGAGCCUCUUUCUGAGGCAGAACGCCGUCCUCUCGAAUUUCCAACGUCUGCCAAGAUCUGGUACAAGGCACAGACAAAUAUCGGAUACGGAUUUGGGCCUGAUUUCCAGAAGGUCAAGAAGGUCGAGUCUUUGAGCGGUCAAAGACGCGGUCGCAGCUUAGUUGCUCUUGAUGAGCCGAAGUCCAAGUGGUCGCCUCAGUCUUACUACCCCAUUCACCCAGCUUCUUUAGACGGAUGCUUCCAGACGGUUACACCAUCUCUAUGGGCUGGAGAGCAUAGCUCUCUAAACUCUGUCUUGGUGCCAUCAAUCAUCGACGAUUUGGUGAUCAACAAGGUCAACAAGGGUCUCAAGGAAGGCCUAUCACUUGCAAGCUCUACGUAUUCCGGCCGUGGUCGCCUUGAAGAAGCAAAGAGCUAUUUUGCAAACUGCUCUGUUUAUGAUCCGGAGACCGGCUCUUUGCUUAUGCAAAUGCAAGGCCUUCGGUUUGCGAAGCUGGACGUGAUUCCCAAGCCGGAUGCUCACGUGUUCGAUCGUAUCAGCUGGAAGCCGGAUGUAACGUUCCUCUUGCAAGAAGGCUUGGCUCACCUGGGCUCUGAAACUAGUUUCAACACGAUCAUUGACUUGGUCGGGCACAAGAAACCUACCUUGCGUGUGCUUGAGAUUGAUUUCAACAGCAACGACUCUUUGUCAACCUGGUUUGAAGUCGAAGAUCAAGCGGCCAGAGCCGCCUACUCGCACUACGACUUUGCCUCAGCUGAUGCAAAGCUCCUUGUUGGUGUUCAAACACAACAUGAAGACAAAAGAAACUCAUCGUUUCUUCUGGUCAACUUCGAAAGCGAAGACCUUGGGUUGCCUCAGGAUGCUGCGUACGACUUGGCCGUUGUGAAGGUUUCUAAUUCCUCUUCCGCAGGCUUCCAACAGUUGAUUGAUAAACUCAAAACACGUGUCUCAAAUGAUGGGUACGUCUUGGUGGUUCAGAACGACAACAAAAUAGUGACUACUGCUUCCUCUCCUCGAUCCGUUACACCAGAGAACGCAGACACUCCAAUCACACCCGGAACUCCUUCUGAAUCAGCUGGAUCAGAACUCUCUCCUGAGACUCCGUUCACGGAUGUUUCUACGCCAAACGAAGAUAUUGAGGUCAAAAAACAAUCUUCCGAGCAGGAAGAGAUUUCAGGCGCAGCAGUUCAACGUCUACUUGAUGCUGUUCCCUCUCAAGCUACCGUGAAACUAUCUGGCCUCCUUUCGAAACUCCAUGGCGCUAACUGGACGCUUUAUAACCCAGAGUCAACUGUCAGCAGCCAACAGCUCGCCGACAGUCUCUAUGUUCUUCGUCUUUCUUCAAACACUCCAACACUGGAGCUGUCGCUAAAGGGCAAGCUAGAGGCUUCAGGUUGGCAUCUCGUCGAACAAACAAGUUCUAUUUCUGUCGACAAUGUACCUUCAGGUGCUUCUGUUCUGAUUUUAGACGAGCUUUAUGCUCCUGUCCUAACGCAGAUUAACGACUCCCAAUGGGAUACCUUGAAAGCACUAAUCAGUGCCGGAAACAAGAUCCUUUGGGUGACUCAGGGAUCACAGCUAAAGGUGACCAACCCAAGCUCUGCUCUGGCUCACGGCCUCUUCCGCGUGGCUCGGAGAGAAGACGCUAGCGUCAACCUCACUGUCCUCGAUGUGGAAUCGAGCACCGGGUCAACUACCACGUGGGCUAUCGACUCCGUCCUGCGGGCCACCCAAGCCAGUGGCAAACCUAGCUCCAAAGAAGCAGUCGAAACCGAGUUCACCGAACGUGAUGGUAUUCUCUAUGUUCAUAGAAUCGUACAGGAUUACAAGGUGAAUGAGUUCAAGCGUGCUGAAAAAGAGGGCGCCGAUACCACACUGAAGAACCUUCACGAAACCGAGGCAGCCGUGCAACUGAGAUCCGAGCGUGUCGGAACAUUCCAGAGCCUGACUUGGAACGAGACAGCCGUUGGCGAGGUUUCCGUGGAAGAGGGCAGAGUUGAGGUCGAAGUAUUCGCUGUCGGUGUCAACUUCAAGGAUGUUGCGGUGGCCAUGGGAAUUGUGCCUGAGAACGAGUACACUAUUGGUUACGAGGCAGCUGGCGUUGUCAAGAGACUUGGACCAGGCGUGAGCAAAUUCAAGAUUGGCGACCGUGUUUGCUUCUUGAACGGUGGAAGUUACGCCAAUCGCCUUCAGGUUCCCGUCGGCCGAGCUCACACAAUUCCUGACUGGAUGAGCUUUGAGGAUGCGGCAACCAUUCCCUCGGUAUACCUGUGCUCUAUCUACUCUUUGUUUGACAUUGCAAACUUGAAAGAAGGACAAUCCGUACUGAUCCACUCGGCAUCUGGCGGCGUUGGCAUUGCAUGCAUCCAACUAGCCCAGUACAAGAAAGCAGAGAUCUACGUCACUGUUGGCACAGAAGAAAAGCGCAAGUUCCUCGAGGACAACUACGGCAUUCCUCGAACUCGCAUGUUCUCUUCUCGCAACACGAAAUUUGCAAAGGAGAUCCUGGUCGCGACCGAAGGCCGUGGCGUUGACGUAAUCAUCAACUCUCUCACCGGAGAAUUGCUAGAUGCCUCAUGGAGAAUCAUUGCCGAUGGCGGAACCAUGGUUGAGAUCGGAAAGAAAGACAUUGUUGACCGUAACGCACUAUCCAUGGAGCCAUUUGACCGCAAUGCAUCGUUCAGGGCCAUGGAUUUCUCCUACACGCAAGAUAUCACAGAUCCACUGAUUUCGAGACUUCUUGAUGAGAUUUUUGUUCUUGUCAAUGAAGGCCACAUCAAGCCUAUUCACCCUAUUACCACAUUCGGAUUUGACGCCGUGCCAGCCGCGCUGGCGUACAUUCGAAGUGGUCGGCACAUUGGGAAGGUGGUCAUAUCGGACGGAGACAAGAAGGAUGUCCAGGUCCCCAUCAGGCCAGCAACUCAGAAGCUAAUUCUACGGGCCGACGCUUCAUAUGUCAUCGUAGGCGGUCUUAAGGGCCUGUGUGGAUCGUUGGCCAUUCAUCUUGCACGACACGGAGCCAAACACAUUAUUGUGGUCAGCCGCAGCGGCACCGCUGACGUCGCUUCGCAAAAGGCAGUGAAAAACUGUCUCGCUUAUGGAUGCGAGGUUGUUGAAGCCAAGGGUGAUGUCGCAGAUAUUGUCUUCCUUCGCGAAGUCUUCAAUGAGGCGUCGCCUCGGGUCGCCGGUAUUAUUCAGGGCGCCAUGGUAUUAAGGGACAAGCCAUACGAGACCAUGAGUCUCGAUGACUACCACACCGCUAUCCAUGCCAAGUUCACUGGCACUUGGAACCUUCACCGGGUUUCUGAGGAGCAGCCUCAACCCCUUGAUUUCUUCACUUUGCUCUCAAGUAUCUCUGGCAUCGUAGGAAAUAAGGGACAGGCCAACUACGCGGCAGGCAACACAUUCCUCGACGCCUUUGCCGAUUAUAGACGCUCUCUCGGUCUCAAGGCUAAUUCCGUCGACUUAGGUCUUAUCCAAGACGUGGGUUACGUGGCUGAGCAGGAGGGUUUCGAGGCCAGGUUCGACACCAGGCAGUGGACGCCCAUUACUGAAGGCACUCUUCGCAAGAUUCUCAGCUACUCGAUCCUGCAGCAAGACCAGGCUUCGGAACCAAUCAACGCCGACAGCGUGGCGCAACUGAUUACGGGCAUCGGAUUCCCGCUGCCGGAAGACUCGGACCUUACUCGGGAUGCCCGCUUCGGCUACUUGUUCCAGAACACCGGGGCCGGGUCCGACGGCAAAGAAGGCGGUGCCGGAAAGCAGGGCGACGAGAACGUGCGCGCAUUCCACACUCUGCUCAAGUCAGGCUCUGACAGGGCCGCAGUGGUAAAGAUUGGUGUGGAGGUGGUUGCGGCGCAGCUCGCCAAAAUCCUGCGCCUAGAGUCGGAAAUCGAACCCGCCAAGCCACUCAUGGCUUUCGGUCUGGACUCUCUGGCGGCGGUCGAGCUGCGCAACUGGAUUCGGUUGGAGCUUGGCGCUGAACUGACAACGCUUGACAUCACCAACGCUAGCUCUCUGAAUGCGUUAGGCGAUAAGCUGGUGACGAAGCUGACACAGAAUGUUGCGACCAGCUCUUAA